Messenger RNA from Trichomonas vaginalis G3, 432 nucleotides. RefSeq lists its product as uncharacterized. The transcript has a single exon. The record is from RefSeq and is a predicted model, not a curated record. Bases 1 to 432 code for a protein of 143 amino acids. Lineage: Eukaryota; Parabasalia; Trichomonadida; Trichomonadidae.
AUGAAAUUAAUCGAUUUUAUCGUUCCUUCAUUUUAUUACAGAAUUUCUCAAGAUAUAAGGCUCAGAGACAAAAUUCCAAAUCCGUUGCCAUCUGAAAAAAAGCCAAAAAAGUAUACAAUCAGACUGGAUACAGAAAAAUGUAUAAUGCUCACUGAUAAAAUUAAAUCGUUAAUAGUUAACUCAUCAGCAAACUUAAAUACGCUUCAAUUAGGUUUAGAUGACCUACUUGAUAAAGUUGUCAAGGCAGCAAAGGUUCAAAAACGAAUGACCCAGUAUUUUUCGAAAUUAAGUAUCCCAAUGGAAAUCAAGCUUAGUAUUCUCACGCAAAUUACAGAAUUUGGAUGCAAUACCCCUCAAUUCAUUGUUGAGAAUGCCAAGUCUUUUCAAGAUAAAAUUAUUACAGAUUUCCACCUUCAAAUUUAUACAACUUGA